AUGCAAGGCACUUCCAACGUGGCAACUAUAAGGAUUCCAAGACCACCAAACCCGGACAAUGAGACAUGUUACCCCAUCGAAACUUAUCGGAAUGGAGGCAUGCCUUACACACGCUUUGGGGUUCGAAUGAAAGACGCUGAAAACGCUCAAAUCGUUUUCUGUGAUUCAUACUACGAGUUCAAGGCAAUGGGCCGAGAACAAUCGCUCAGUGAAAUGGAAACUCGGGUGCAUUUCUAUACAGUACAGGAUCAGAAACUGAGAGCUCGGGUGUCGUCCUUAACGUACGAUCUGACUCUUCAAGAGGCUAUGGAGGAGACUAUUGGAAUGUUGCUGGGAGGUGGUGAUUGUGCAAUUGACACCAUGUUUUUCCAGGACUGUCCUUCAUUGGAUUUGGAUUCCCUCGGUCAGAUUUUUGUGAAGAACCUCUACAUGGAGAAAUCAUUGCUAAAGCAGGAAUGGAUCACCAAGAUAAAAACAGUUCAGCAUGUGAACAUCCGAAUGUUUGGUACCAAGUUUUCAGACCUUUUCAAUCAUGAUUUGAUUGUCAACGCAGAAUCUAUUGAUUUGCUUUCCGCCCGCACUUUCAAUGACUGCGUUUUGGUUAUCGCAACCAAACUGGACUUCCCACAUCGUUUAACACAACUCAAAGGACAACAGAGACGUGUUUUGGAUUACACCGGAUUGAAUUCACAAGAAAAUUGCCACAACUUCCGCAACAACGCAGAAUCGGAGCAAUUCAAAGAGGAAUGUGCAAGUGUGCUCAUGAAAAUCAAAGGUGCACAGAAAUUCAAAAUUUCACAAGAAGUAGUGAUGUUUUUCUCAAUGAACGGCGGGCACACCCAGUGGUGUGCAACUUUUUCUUCGACUAUGAAUCAUGUGAGAUUGGAGAGAGAUAUCGAUGAGGAGGAGAACUUUAAAAUUUUCACAAGACAGGAAUUUACUCAAGUUGUCGUAAGGUCGAAUGCUACUGAUUUCAUAAGACAAACCGCCAACCGUUUGACGACCCGUCUGGCUUCUCCGUUCCGUAAAAUUGGCAGUUUUUUCAAUAGAGUGGUUGGACGAGUCAAUCGUGACGGCUAUGAACCACUUGCCAACAUGUCCAAAAUUGGACUACCAAAAGAGGAAUUGGCAAUCAAUGAAGAAAACUUGUCAAUUUCUAGACAACCAACAAAACAAACCGGUGAAAUAUCGCAAAAGAAAGUAAUUGCCAUUGCACUACUCAAAAUGCUAGUUGCUACCAACUCUGCUACAAUAGUUUAUAACAACUAUCAUUGGAACUUUACCGUACUAAACGAAUAUAACGGAACCAUCCAUACAAAAGUCUCAUUCAAUGAUUAUUCAAGUUUUUUGGGUUACUCUCAUACUAAUGCACCCGAAGGUGCCCUUUCAUUAAAACUGCAGGGACUCGGUAACUUCACAGUGAAGACACUCGUUAUCAGAUAUUAUCUCCCAGAUCUGAUAUGGAUGGAGAAACUAAAAAUAAAGAGAGUGCAUAUAUCAAGUCUGAAUGUAAAUUUUAAAAGAAUUCUAAAUCUUGAAUCCUGCGUCACCAUCGGAUGUUAUUCAGUCUACAGUCCCAGUUUUGAAGAAAAACAGAAGAGCUGCGAAGAAAGUGCGGCCAAAAACGACCGAAAGAAGAUGGUGCCUGGUACGGCAUACUCAACAAUGCCUAGUCGAUAUUCAAACUUGGCGAGAAUGCUAGACAUGUCCAGCUCGGAAGAGUCAAUCGACAACAUGGGACUACACGCAACUACAGUCAAUCGUUUCGGCUUUCUAGCUCACAGUGAUACACGUGUUGAAAUGGUUUGUGACAGGAUGUGUUAUGAACUUACUGUUGCCAAGAAAGGAGAUGUGUUCGAUUACCUUGCGACUGAUAUUCGUGUUACUACUCUGCCGGAGACCGAUGAUGAGGAAGCAGAUGUUUUCAUUCAAUACUACCCUCUAAAACUAGCAGUGAGGUAUAUGAUGGAAAGAUUGUUGGGAACAGAAAAUUGUACUGUCAAGGACAUGUACAUACAUGGACCCCACAACUUUAACGACUUUGGUGACCUCCGUAAAAUUGUCGCAACAAAUCUUUAUCUAGAAGAGCCAAUAGUUGAUAUGGGCUGGAUCGGGAAACUUCACGCGGCCCACAAUAUUUAUAUCAAAACACUGGAUCCUGUAUGCUAUCCAAUGUUCAAACUGCCUGUCUUUAUGAACUCACUAUCCAUCUCAAUACAUCCUGAAGCUUUUGGCUGUUUUUUGCACGUCAGAACUAAAAGGAUCGCUCUGAAAGGAGACCCAAGUGCAGAACUUAUAAGACAAUUCUGUCAGAAAUGGCAAGAAGAGAAAGAAGAAAGACGCCGAGACGUUUUCUUGUUUAGCUCCCCCAAAUUUAAAGAGGAUCAAAAAAUCUGGGAAGAGGAGUUCUUGAAAAUCGAGGGCACAAUCAUAAGGGAAACAAAAAUUUGCGUUACAGUUAUCAUUCCAUUAGAUGAAACCUACCAGUUGCGUGUUGAUAUGACAAAAUGGACAAGCUGCGUGAAAGUGGAAAGAAUUCCUCGCGAACCGGAUUAUACCUGGUUUUAUAAUCUUUUGCACAUCCCUAUGACAAUAGGCGUUGCAGUGCUUGGACGUCUCAUUCAUGAAAUUACCAAAACCGGAUCAUUGGAGAUAUGCUCUCAGCUUGAUGAAAAUUUCCAAUGA
This is a messenger RNA of Caenorhabditis remanei, 2685 nucleotides long. RefSeq lists its product as uncharacterized. The record is from RefSeq and is a predicted model, not a curated record. Bases 1 to 2685 code for a protein of 894 amino acids. NCBI's taxonomy places the organism in Eukaryota, Metazoa, Nematoda, Chromadorea, Rhabditida, Rhabditidae. The transcript is spliced from 15 exons.